AUGGAGUUCCCCUUUGGGUCCGUGGGAACUAACAACUUCAGACGGUUCACUCCAGAGUCACUGGCAGAGAUCGAGAAGCAGAUCGCUGCCCACCGCGCAGCCAAGAAGACCAGAGCUAAGCACAAAGGACAGAAGGACAAGGGUGAGAAGCCCAGGCCUCAGCUGGACUUGAAAGCCUGUAACCAGCUGCCCAGGUUCUAUGGUGAGCUCCCAGCAGAACUGGUCGGGGAGCCUCUGGAGGACCUGGAUCCUUUCUACAGCACACACAGGACGUUCAUGGUGUUGGAUAAAAGCAGGACCAUUUCCAGAUUCAGUGCCACUUGGGCCCUGUGGCUCUUCAGUCCCUUCAACCUGAUCAGGAGGACAGCCAUCAAAGUGUCUGUCCACUCCUGGUUCUCCAUAUUUAUCACUGUCACUAUUUUGGUCAACUGUGUGUGCAUGACCCGAACUGAUCUUCCAGAGAAAGUCGAGUAUGCCUUCACUGUCAUUUACACCUUCGAGGCUCUGAUAAAGAUACUGGCAAGAGGGUUUUGUCUAAAUGAGUUCACUUAUCUUCGAGAUCCCUGGAACUGGCUGGACUUCAGUGUCAUUACCCUGGCGUACGUGGGUGCAGCGAUAGACCUCCGAGGAAUCUCAGGCCUGCGGACCUUCCGAGUUCUCAGAGCCCUGAAAACUGUUUCUGUGAUCCCAGGACUUAAGGUCAUCGUGGGAGCCCUGAUCCACUCAGUGAGGAAGCUGGCCGACGUGACCAUCCUCACAGUCUUCUGCCUGAGUGUCUUUGCCUUGGUGGGCCUCCAGCUCUUCAAGGGGAACCUUAAGAAUAAAUGCAUCAAGAAUGGCACAGAUCUCCACAAAGCUGAGAAUCUCUCAUCCUCUCAUCCUGAAGUGGCAGGAAACAUCUUCAACAAGCCUGGUACUUCGGAUCCCUUGUUAUGUGGCAACGGGUCUGAUGCUGGUCAGUGCCCUAGUGGUUAUGUCUGCCGGAAAGCUUUUGGCAACCCGGAUUUUAACUACACCAGCUUUGAUUCCUUCGCAUGGGCCUUCCUCUCACUGUUCCGUCUCAUGACGCAGGACUCCUGGGAACGCCUGUACCAGCAGACACUCCGGGCUUCAGGGAAAAUGUACAUGGUUUUUUUUGUGCUGGUCAUCUUCCUUGGAUCAUUCUACCUGGUCAAUUUGAUCUUGGCUGUGGUCACCAUGGCGUAUGAGGAGCAGAACCAGGCAACAAUUGCAGAAAUCAAAGCCAAGGAAAAACAGUUCCAGGAAGCCCUCGAGGUGCUGCAGAAGGAACAGGAGGUGCUGGCAUCCCUGGGGAUUGAUACAACCUCGCUGCAUUCCCACAGUGGAUCACCCUUAGCUCCCAAAAAUGCCAACGAGAGAAGGCCCAGGGUGAAAUCAAGGAUGUCGGAGGGCUCAACAGAUGACAACAGAUCACCCCAGUCCGACCCUUACAACCAGCGCAGGAUGUCUUUCCUAGGCCUUUCUUCCGGAAGACGCAGGGCUAGCCAUGGCAGUGUGUUCCACUUCCGAGCACCCAGUCAAGACGUCUCAUUUCCUGAUGGCAUUACGGAUGAUGGGGUCUUUCCUGGAGACCAAGAAAGCCGUCGAGGUUCCAUAUUGCUGGGCAGGACUACUGGACAGGCAGGUCCUCUCCCCAGGAGCCCACUGCCUCAGUCCCCCAACCCUGGCCCUAGACAUGGAGAGGAGGGACAGCUCGGAGUGCCCACUGGUGAGCUUACCUCUGGAGCUCUGGACGGCCCGGCACUCGAUACUACAGGGCAGAAGAACUUCCUGUCUGCAGACUACCUGAAUGAACCUUUCCGAGCACAGAGGGCAAUGAGCGUUGUCAGUAUUAUGACUUCUGUCAUUGAAGAAUUUCUGGGCAAGGGUUGUCAGAGGCUCAAGGAUGGCUUCAGUAAGUUUGGCUCAGCCAGAGCUGGCCUUGCAAAUGUGGGGGGCCUGAGUUAGAUCCUCAGAUACCACAUACUUCGGGUCUUCAAGCUAGCCAAGUCCUGGCCCACCCUGAACAUACUCAUCAAGAUCAUUGGCAAUUCCGUGGGGGCCCUGGGCAACCUGACCUUCAUCCUGGCCAUCAUCGUCUUUAUCUUCGCCCUUGUUGGAAAGCAGCUUCUCUCGGAGAGCUAUGGGUGCCAAAAGGAUGGCACCUCCGUGUGGAAUGGUGAGAGGCUCCGCUGGCACAUGUGUGACUUCUUCCAUUCCUUCCUCAUCGUCUUCCGGAUCCUCUGUGGGGAGUGGAUCGAGAACAUGUGGGUCUGCAUGGAGGUCGGCCAGAAGUACAUCUGCCUCAUCCUCUUCUUGACUGUGAUGGUGCUGGGUAACCUGGUGGUGCUCAACCUUUUCAUCGCUUUACUGCUGAACUCCUUCAGUGCGGACAAUCUCACGGCCCCAGAGGAUGACGGGGAGGUGAACAACUUGCAGUUAGCACUGGCCAGGAUUCAGGCGUUUGGCCAUCGGGCCAGUCUGGCCAUUGCCAGUUACAUCAGCAGCCACUGCCGGUUCCGUUGGCCCAAGAUGGAGCCCCAGCUAGGGGUGAAACCCCCACUCACCAGCUCCAAAGCUGAGAACCACAUUGCUACUGAUGCUGUCAGUGCUGCAGUGGGGAACCUGGCAAAGCCAGCUCUCAGUGACCCCAAGGAAAACCACGGGGACUUCAUCACUGAUCCUAAUGUGUGGGUCUCUGUGCCCAUUGCUGAAGGGGAAUCUGACCUUGAUGAGCUCGAAGAAGAUAUGGAGCAGGCUUCUCAGAGCUCCUGGCAGGAAGAGAGCCCCAAAGAACAGCAGGAGCAGCUGCCGCAAGUCCAAAAGUGUGAAGAUCACCAGGCAGCCCAAAGCCCAGCCUCCCGGAUGUCCUCUGAGGAUCUGGCUCCAUACCUGGGGGAGAGAUGGAAGCCAGAGGAUAGCCCUCAGGUCCCUGCCGAGGGAGUGGAUGACACAAGCUCCUCCGAGGGCAGCACGGUGGACUGCCCGGACCCAGAGGAGAUCCUCAGGAAGAUCCCUGAGCUGGCAGAUGAGCUGGACGAGCCAGACGACUGUUUCACAGAAGGCUGCAUUCGCUGGUGUCCCUGCUGCAAAGUGAAUACCAGUAAGUCUCCUUGGACCACGGGCUGGCAGGUGCGCAAGACCUGCUACCGCAUUGUGGAGCACAGCUGGUUCGAGAGUUUCAUCAUCUUCAUGAUUCUGCUCAGUAGUGGGGCGCUGGCCUUUGAGGAUAACUACCUGGAAGAAAAACCCCGAGUGAAGUCCGUGCUGGAGUACACUGACAGAGUGUUCACCUUCAUCUUUGUGUUCGAGAUGUUGCUCAAGUGGGUAGCUUAUGGCUUCAAAAAAUAUUUCACCAACGCCUGGUGCUGGCUGGACUUCCUCAUCGUGAACAUCUCUCUGACAAGCCUCAUAGCUAAGAUCCUUCAGUAUUCAGACGUGGCAUCCAUCAAAGCCCUUCGGACUCUCCGCGCCCUCCGACCGCUGCGGGCUCUGUCUCGAUUUGAAGGCAUGAGGGUAGUGGUGGACGCCCUGGUGGGCGCCAUCCCCUCCAUCAUGAACGUCCUCCUCGUCUGCCUCAUCUUCUGGCUCAUCUUCAGCAUCAUGGGCGUGAACCUCUUCGCCGGGAAGUUUUCGAGAUGCGUCGACACCAACAGCAACCCAUUUUCCCUUGUGAAUUUGACAGUUGUGGAUAACAAGUCUGCGUGUCACAAUCAAAACAACACUGGCCACUUAUUCUGGGUUAACGUCAAAGUCAACUUUGACAACGUCGCUAUGGGCUACCUCGCGCUUCUCCAGGUGGCAACCUUCAAAGGCUGGAUGGACAUCAUGUAUGCAGCUGUCGAUUCCCGAGAGAUCAACAGUCAGCCUAAUUGGGAGGAAAGCCUGUACAUGUACCUAUAUUUCGUCAUCUUCAUCAUUUUCGGUGGCUUCUUCACACUGAAUCUCUUUGUCGGGGUCAUCAUUGACAACUUCAAUCAACAGAAAAAAAAGAUAAGGGGCCAGGACAUCUUCAUGACGGAGGAGCAGAAGAAGUACUACAAUGCCAUGAAGAAGCUGGGCUCCAAGAAACCACAGAAGCCCAUCCCACGGCCCCUGAAUAAGUACCAGGGUUUCGUGUUUGACAUCGUGACCAGGCAAGCAUUUGACAUCAUCAUCAUGGUUCUCAUCUGCCUCAACAUGGUCACCAUGAUGGUGGAGACCGACGAUCAGAGCGUGGAGAAGACGAACGUCCUGGGCAGAAUCAACCAGUUCUUCGUGGCCGUCUUCACGGGCGAGUGUGUGAUGAAGAUGUUCGCCCUGCGGCAGUACUACUUCACCAACGGCUGGAAUGUAUUCGACUUCAUAGUGGUGAUUCUGUCCAUUGGGAGUCUGGUGUUUUCUGUAAUCCUUAAGUCACUAGAAAAUUACUUCUCCCCGACGCUCUUCCGAGUCAUCCGUCUGGCCAGGAUCGGCCGCAUCCUCAGGCUGAUCCGAGCAGCCAAAGGGAUUCGCACGCUGCUCUUCGCCCUCAUGAUGUCCCUGCCCGCCCUCUUCAACAUCGGCCUCCUCCUCUUCCUCGUCAUGUUCAUCUACUCCAUCUUCGGCAUGUCCAGCUUCGCUAACGUUGUGGAUGAGGCUGGCAUCGACGACAUGUUCAACUUCAAGACCUUUGGCAACAGCAUGCUGUGCCUUUUCCAGAUUACCACAUCAGCUGGCUGGGACGGUCUCCUCAGCCCCAUCCUCAACACAGGACCCCCCUACUGCGACCCCAACCUGCCCAACAGCAAUGGCUCCCGGGGGAACUGUGGGAGCCCAGCGGUGGGCAUCAUCUUCUUCACCACCUACAUCAUCAUCUCCUUCCUCAUCGUGGUCAACAUGUACAUCGCCGUGAUUCUGGAGAACUUCAAUGUGGCCACAGAAGAGAGCACGGAGCCCCUGAGCGAGGACGACUUCGACAUGUUCUAUGAGACCUGGGAGAAGUUUGACCCAGAGGCCACCCAGUUCAUUGCCUUUUCUGCCCUCUCAGACUUUGCAGACACGCUCUCUGGCCCUCUUAGAAUCCCCAAACCCAAUCAGAAUAUAUUAAUCCAGAUGGACCUGCCAUUGGUCCCUGGAGAUAAGAUCCACUGUUUGGACAUCCUUUUUGCCUUCACAAAGAAUGUCUUGGGAGAAUCUGGGGAGUUAGAUUCUUUGAAGACUAAUAUGGAAGAAAAGUUUAUGGCAACGAAUCUUUCCAAAGCAUCUUAUGAACCAAUAGCAACCACCCUCCGGUGGAAGCAGGAAGACAUCUCAGCCACAGUCAUUCAAAAGGCCUAUCGGAGCUACAUGUUGCAACGCUCCUUGACACUCUCCAACCCCCUGAAUGUGCCCAGGGCUGAGGAAGAUGGCGUGUCACUUCCCCGGGAAGGCUGCAUUACAUUCAUGGCAAAUGGCAACAGUGCGCUUCCAGACAAAUCAGAGAGUGCUUCUGCUAUGUCUUUCCCACCGUCCUAUGACAGCGUCACCAGGGGCCUGAGUGACAGGGCCAACAUUAGCACAUCUAGCUCAAUGCAAAAUGAAGAUGAAGUCACUGCUAAGGAAGAGAACAGCCCUGGACCUCAGUGA
This is a messenger RNA of Grammomys surdaster, 5586 nucleotides long. It is a transcript of the gene Scn10a, whose product is annotated as sodium voltage-gated channel alpha subunit 10. Gene Ontology annotation, molecular function: voltage-gated sodium channel activity involved in cardiac muscle cell action potential. NCBI's taxonomy places the organism in Eukaryota, Metazoa, Chordata, Mammalia, Rodentia, Muridae. Gene Ontology annotation, biological process: membrane depolarization during action potential; sodium ion transmembrane transport; regulation of heart rate. Gene Ontology annotation, cellular component: axon; plasma membrane; voltage-gated sodium channel complex. The record is from RefSeq and is a predicted model, not a curated record. The transcript is spliced from 27 exons.